Racocetra persica is the source of this 422-nucleotide messenger RNA. The record is from the annotation of a GenBank genome assembly. NCBI's taxonomy places the organism in Eukaryota, Fungi, Glomeromycota, Glomeromycetes, Diversisporales, Gigasporaceae.
ACGUUGAAGAAACUAUUAAUGAACUUGUUAAUGGUAGUAUUCGAAUCGAAGAUUUCCCACAUAUUCAAGUCUGCAUUAUCGAUGAUAUGAUCUUCUCUUCAGAUAAUCGUCGGCUUUAUGUAUUCCAAGAAGCAAUUCGAAGAGGAUUAAAAGUUGAUAAAAUUCCAGUUCGAGUUCGACGAUCGACAGAUUUGAAUAUUAAAUGGAAAAUGGAAGUUUUAAGCUUUCUUGAAGAUAAAAAAAAUAGUAAUGUUCAAGGUUUUCAAAAUACUUCUUUCUUGUUGAAAGUGGAAAAAUUUGAAGACCAAGAUAUACAAGCUAGAAUGUUUUUCCUUGAUGGCGAUCCUGUAGAAGAACUUUUUUCUAUUCCUGAUGAAAUUGAAGUUAAAGAAAUUAAUGAAACUAAAAACAGAAAAAUCGAU